AUGAAGACCUUUUUAACAGUGUUCUACUCUUUCAUCCUUACAGGGUUUAUUGUAGACGCGGUAUCGUAUGAUUACAGCUAUACAAAUGAGUGCUUAGAAAACCCUAAGAAGCCUCAAUAUGAUGGCGGAAUAGUUGUAAACCCCGAGCUGAAACAAGGAUCAACUGGUUGGACUUCUUUCGGCAACGCAAAACUACAAUUACGGGUUUCAGAAACUGGAAAUGAAUUCGUUGUUGCUCGUCAAAGGAAUCGAUCAUUUGAUAGUGUCUCCCAAGAGUUUUUCUUGGACAAGGAUAAACUCUACACAUUUUCUGCUUGGUUGCAAAUAAGCAAUGGGGAUGCUGCUGUUGUUGCUACAUUUAAAACACCAACAGGGUAUCAUGAUGCUGGCUCCACCAGAGCUAAAUCUGGUUGCUGGUCCAUGCUUAAAGGCGGCCUGACCGUGAACAAGUCUGGCCCGGCCCAUCUCUAUUUUCAGAGUGAAAAUCCGUUGGUUGAUAUAUGGGUCGAUAGCGUUUCAUUACAACCCUUCACACCUGAAGAAUGGAAAUCUCACCAGUAUCAGAGCAUUGAGAAGGUGAGGAGAAGUAAGGUGAAAAUUCAAGCAGUUGAUGGUGAAGGGAAACCUCAGGGAAAUAGGACACUAAUCAUUGCUCAAAAGUUUGCAAGGUUCCCAUUUGGAUGUGCCAUUAACAAGAACAUUUUAACCAACCAAGCCUAUAAAAACUGGUUCAUUUCUAGAUUCAAAUACACCACAUUCGAAAACGAAAUGAAAUGGUACUCAAACGAAGCUCGCCAAAAUCGCGAGGACUACAACACAUCAGAUGCGUUACUUCAGUUCACAAAAUCAAAUGGCAUUUCGGUUCGAGGCCACAAUGUGUUCUGGGACGACCCCAAGUAUCAACCUUAUUGGGUUCACAAUCUUGGACCAAAACGUCUAGCGGCUGCAGCCACCACUAGAAUACGCUCCGUCAUGCGCCGAUACUCGGGCCAAGUGAUUGCUUGGGAUGUUUUGAAUGAGAAUUUGCAUUUUAAUUUCUUUGAAAGAAAACUUGGUUGGACAGCUGCUUCAAAGUUCUAUGCAACGGCUAGAGCUUUAGAUAGAACCGCUGGUUUGUUCUUGAAUGAUUUUAAUACUAUCGAAUCACCUGGGGACCAAGCGUCUUCUCCUGAUAGUUACCUAUCAAAAAUCAGACAGAUUCGGGCAGGGGGUUACCAUGGGCCCUUAUCAAUCGGGUUAGAAGGUCAUUUCCGAUAUGCCAACAUUCCUUACAUGAGAUCCGCAAUUGAUAAGGUUGCAAGUUCAGGACUGCCUAUUUGGAUCACUGAAGUAGAUGUUCAAGCUGGUCCGAAUCAGGCUGCAGUUUUGGAUCAAGUUUUACGAGAAGCUCAUGCACAUCCAUCGGUACAUGGGAUAGUUUUAUGGUCAGCAUGGAGUCCUCAAGGCUGCUAUAGAAUGUGCUUAACUGAUAACAACUUUAACAACUUACCCACGGGUAAUGUUGUGGACACGAUCAUUCGACAAUUUUUCAAUGUUGAAGUAACCGCAACCACAGAUGUUAACGGGUUCUAUGAGACUUCGCUCAUUCAUGGGGAUUAUGAAGUUUCAUUUGCAGAUCAAUACCAAAGUGAAAAAGAUAUGAAUCUAACACAGAUGGCUCAGCAUUUUGUGGUUGAAGCAUCGGAGGACACCUUACACGUUAAAGUCUUAGCUUGAAAAUAAAUUUACGUCCGUUUAUUUAUGUAGAUGGAUGUAAGAAUUUCAUUUUUCGCUGUUAGAAUA
Helianthus annuus (common sunflower) is the source of this 1782-nucleotide messenger RNA. RefSeq names its product endo-1,4-beta-xylanase 5. Gene Ontology annotation, molecular function: hydrolase activity, hydrolyzing O-glycosyl compounds. The transcript is spliced from 7 exons. The record is from RefSeq and is a predicted model, not a curated record. Bases 1 to 1716 code for a protein of 571 amino acids. Gene Ontology annotation, biological process: carbohydrate metabolic process. Lineage: Eukaryota; Viridiplantae; Streptophyta; Magnoliopsida; Asterales; Asteraceae.